Molecule: messenger RNA, 1449 nt
Organism: Verticillium alfalfae VaMs.102
Lineage: Eukaryota; Fungi; Ascomycota; Sordariomycetes; Glomerellales; Plectosphaerellaceae
Product: allantoate permease
Exons: 5
Coding region: 1-1449 (482 amino acids)
Biological process (GO): dipeptide transport; allantoate transport; transmembrane transport
Cellular component (GO): plasma membrane
Molecular function (GO): dipeptide transmembrane transporter activity; allantoate transmembrane transporter activity
Source: RefSeq, a predicted model, not a curated record
AUGUCCUCCAACAUCAGUGACAUCAUGUCAUCGGAGAAGGAACCGAGAAACACCGACGCCGUGCUGGUCACGGACGACCAGGGCUCGACCGAGAGCUUGAGCAAAGCGCAAGCCAGUCGGCUUUUGCUCAAGACCGACCUGGUUGUGAUGCCUCUGGCAAUCCUUAGCAUGACACUAGCUUUUCUCGACAAGAACGCGCUUGGAUAUGCAGCCGUGUUCGGCUUGAGAGAAGACAACAACUUGGUGGGUCAGCAGUACAGUUGGCUGAGCAGCAUCUUCUAUUUCGGCUACCUGGCCAUGGAGUUUCCCAACCUAUGGCUGAUGACCAAGCUUCCCAUUGGAAAAUAUGUCGGAGUUUGCCUUGUUCUUUGGGGAGCGUCGCUUUGCUUCAUGGCCUUGUGCCAUAACUUUGCCGGCCUGGCGACGAUCCGGUUCCUACUCGGCGUAUUUGAGGCCGCCCUGCUGCCCUGCAUGAUGAUCGUCAACUCCAUGUGGUAUCGGAAGGAGGAGCAGCCUCUGAGAACCGCAUUCUGGUACAACACCUUCGCUGAACAUUUGUUAACUGGCAAUCAGUACAUCUUUAUCAUCUACGGCGCAGUUACGGUGCUCGCUGGAGGUCUUGUAUUCUUCGCAUUGCCCGAUUCGCCCUCCAAAGCUUGGUUCUUCAACGAAACCGAGAAGAAACUUGCUCUUGUCCGUCUUGCCGAGAACCAGACGGGCAUCGACUCUCACAAGACCUUCAGCGCAAAGCAGAUUCUAGAGACGCUGCGCGAUCCAAAGUGCUAUUGCAUCUGGGCCUGCGCUUUCGGCUACGCCAUUGCCAACGCAGGCGUCACAAACUUCAACCCCCUGAUCAUCGCCGGCUACGGCUUCAGCAGGACGAAGACGGUCCUGAUGGCCACGCCCCAGGCGGCCGUGGCCAUGGUCAGCGGCGCCAUACUGACGGCCAUCACCUUCUGGGUGCCCAACGUGCGCUGCAUCUUCUGGAUCUUCUCGUCCCUGGUCGGCAUGGCCGGUGCCGUCAUGGUGCACUCGCUCGACGCCGGGACCCAGCGGAACGCAUCUUUGGCCGGUGUCUACCUCAUGGGCUUCUACAAUGUCCCGUGGGUGUUCAUGCUGAGUCUGUCGUCCUCCAACACGGCCGGAGCCACGAAAAAAAGUUUCAUGGGCAUCUCAAUCGCCGUUGUUUAUGCGGUUGGCAACAUUGUUGGUCCCCAGUUCUACCUGCAGCGGCAGGCUCCUCACUACCCACUCGGUAUCGGCAGCAUGCUGUGCGCUUUUGCACUGAUGGCCUUUGCGGGAAUCUCUUACUAUUUUUUGUGCAUCGCAGAGAACAAGAGGCGCGACUCGAAGUACGGCAAGCCACAGGAUGAUCUCCAGAUUGGACUGGAAGCGGACAGGACGGACAGCACCGACCUCGAGAACCACAACUUUAGGUACACCUACUGA